AAGAGUCAGUUUAGGCGGGAACUCAGGUGAUAGUGAUAGGCAUCGGGAGGGCGAGCGAGGAAUCCUCCGUCCGUCCUCUAGUUCAAACCAUUUGACCGAGACCGGCCAUCAUCUGUAAGUCAAGGGGCGGGAUGGAAGUGUCAAGUCUACCUCUCUCACCUUCACAGAGGGGAAAGCUUAUAGCGGCUGGCUACACAACUCUUUCAUCCCUCUCUUCAGUUUCUGCUCCGGACCUCGCUCGUGACUUGAAUAUUUCUGAGCAUGAAGCAAUUGAAAUCCUGAAGGUCUCUUCACAAAGUAGUAAGAAAAUAGAUGGCUGCCAUGCUAUUGUUACUGGUGCACAGACUGCUUGGGACAUGCUUUAUGAGGAGGAAUUCAUGACACGUAUUACUACAUCUUGUGCUGAUCUUGAUAACAUUCUGGGCGGAGGAAUAAGUUGCAAAGAAGUUACUGAAAUUGGUGGAGUACCAGGCAUUGGUAAAACACAACUUGGGAUCCAACUUGCAGUUAAUGUGCAAAUUCCAAUUGAUUAUGGUGGCCUAGGUGGAAAGGCAGUUUAUAUAGAUACAGAAGGCAGCUUCAUGGUGGAGCGUGUUUUUCAAGUUGCUGAAGCAUGCAUUGAGGACAUGCCAUACAAUUACCCACAGAAGGAUUUUCAAGCAAGGAAAAACAAAAUGCAGCCUGAGAAUUUCCUAGCAAACAUAUUUUAUUUCCGUGUCUGCAGUUACACUGAGCAAAUUGCCCUGAUAAAUUACUUGGACAAGUUUGUUGCAGAGAAUAAAGAUGUCAAAAGUGUCAUUGUUGACAGUGUGACAUUUCACUUCCGCCAGGAUUUUGAUGAUUUGGCUCUUCGUACUCGAUUACUUAGUGGAAUUGCUUUGAAGUUAAUGAAACUUGCCAAAAAGUUCAGUUUGGCGGUAGUACUGUUGAACCAAGUGACAACAAAGUUCAAUGAAGGUUCAUAUCAGUUGACUCUUGCCCUAGGUGAUAGUUGGUCACAUGCAUGCACAAAUAGGAUUAUUUUGUACUGGAAUGGAAACGAAAGAUAUGCAUACAUUGAUAAAUCACCCUCUUUGCAAUCUGCAUCAGCAGCAUAUUCUGUGACUGGAAAAGGGAUAAGAGAUGCAGCUUCACACUGUAAGAGAGUCAGAAUAAUGUAAGCAUAAUAUACAGCAAGAAAUAUGCUGCUAGUAUGAUGUUCUGUUCUUUAUUUACAUGGUUACCUACGUAGCUUACUACUAGAUGUGCAGAUCAAGAUGAUGGGUAAUUUUCUGCUCAAAUUUUGGUUUUAAUUAAUCCUCCUGUUAUCCUCAUGAACCACUAAAGUUGGGCUACAAAUCUGAAACGAGAUGUCUGUAGGUAAACUUUUGAAGUUUUGUGCCCCUACAUGAACCGUUUUUGGCCAUCUCAGCCAACUCACCUUUUCUUAAGGAUGAUAGGGAGACGAUUAACAAAGAUCUUAUAUGAGGAGUUAUGCUCUGUAAAAGCUAGGGUUACUUCCCAAAACUGAACCACAGCUGCAAAAUUGUUUGUUCUGUAAUUAUUCUUCAAUAAGUACUCAACUUCUUGUCUGCUGAA
Molecule: messenger RNA, 1578 nt
Organism: Nelumbo nucifera (sacred lotus)
Lineage: Eukaryota; Viridiplantae; Streptophyta; Magnoliopsida; Proteales; Nelumbonaceae
Gene: RAD51C
Product: RAS associated with diabetes protein 51C
Biological process (GO): reciprocal meiotic recombination; DNA repair; meiotic DNA recombinase assembly
Cellular component (GO): replication fork; Rad51B-Rad51C-Rad51D-XRCC2 complex; Rad51C-XRCC3 complex
Molecular function (GO): ATP-dependent DNA damage sensor activity; four-way junction DNA binding; ATP binding
Source: RefSeq, a predicted model, not a curated record